CUCCACCACUUCAUUUAUAAUUUUCUUUUUCCUUCUUCUCCCCUCCCUCUUAUAGAGAGAGAAAGAAUGGCUUAUAAGUCUAACUUCAGUGUAUACCCCCACCCCACCCCAUAACUUGUACAUCACAAUUCUUGAAGUUCGUACAGUAACUGAUGUAGGACAUCAAGUUAAACACUUGUGAUGACUAUAUAUUUUAUUGAGUUAGAUUAGAGUGUGAGGUGUAAUUAGUUUAUGGCAAUUGCAGGAGCCAUGAAUAAUCAAGAUGAGAGCAAGGAUGAACACGAACACGACAUGGUCAUGCCCGGUUUUCGCUUCCAUCCCACCGAAGAAGAACUAGUUGAAUUCUAUCUUCGCCGUAAGGUAGAGGGCAAGCGUUUCAAUGUUGAACUCAUCACUUUUCUAGACCUUUACCGCUAUGACCCAUGGGAACUUCCUGCCUUGGCAGCUAUAGGGGAGAAGGAAUGGUACUUUUAUGUUCCAAGAGAUAGAAAGUAUCGUAAUGGAGAUCGGCCUAAUCGUGUGACAACUUCUGGUUAUUGGAAGGCUACCGGGGCUGAUAGGAUGAUCCGAAGUGAAAAUCUUCGGUCUAUUGGACUGAAGAAAACCCUUGUUUUCUACUCCGGGAAAGCUCCAAAAGGAAUUCGUACUAGUUGGAUCAUGAAUGAAUACCGUCUGCCACACCAUGAAACUGAACGCCUGCAAAAGGCUGAGAUUUCUCUUUGCCGUGUCUACAAAAGAGCAGGAAUCGAAGACCAUCCUUCUCUUCCUCGAUCUCUUCCUACACGGGGUUCAUCGUCUAGAGGAACACAAUCGACACUCAAGAAACAACGAGAAAUGACAAAUCAUGCCAUGGAAAGGUUCCAAGCAUAUGGAGUAUCGUCCCAACAAACUGAUGAAAAGAUGAGCGAAACCAGUGCAAGCAGUAGCACAGCUGAUAUUGGGACCUCUCUUCCUCUUUCAAAGCACAACUCUUACAACGUCAAUCCAUUAGUCCCCAUGUCCACUUCAAUUCCUACUCCAAAUUCUAUGGAAUUAGACAAUAGAAUGAUGCAGUUACACGGAUCAAAGCAAACUUGUUCUUCUUCUUUAGCCCCCAACUGCAGCACUUUAUUAAUUGCCAGUUCCUCAUCCCAUAAUAAUGCAAUUGAUGAUCUCCAUAAACUAGUGAAUUACUCCCAACAAGCUUCAAUCAAUCGGGAACCGGAUCACCAGCAGUAUCCUAAUAACGUGCCUGAUCUUCUAUCCCAUUUCUCCACUUUGCAAUCGCAACAGCCACAGUCUCUUAACAUGAUCCCAGGCUCGUUUCAGGCCUCCUUGUCCGACAGAUUAUGGGAUUGGAAUGCUAUUCAAGAAGCCAACAAAGAGUACAACCCAUUCAAGUAAUCAAUGGAUUGCACAUGUAUAGGUAUCUUUAUAUUGUAUGUCCACUACUGCCAGUUUAUUGAGUCUCUCUCUAAUAUUCUGAAACUAUAUUUAUUGCAGAACCUAUGUUGUUAAGUAAUAAUUUUUACUUGUUAUGGUUUAGGAUUUAAUUGCAUUAUACCUUAAGGAAUUGUAAUAACUGUUAACGAUCUUUUAACUUCUGAAUUAGACCAUAAAGGGAUUCAGGAAAGGAUGUUUGGCUUUAGGGUUUCUUGCUAAUUAAUCGAAUGCGAAUCAUUUGUUUGCCC
Messenger RNA from Olea europaea var. sylvestris, 1670 nucleotides. RefSeq names its product NAC domain-containing protein 35-like. The coding region runs from base 232 to 1383 and encodes 383 amino acids. The transcript is spliced from 3 exons. The record is from RefSeq and is a predicted model, not a curated record. Gene Ontology annotation, biological process: regulation of DNA-templated transcription. Gene Ontology annotation, molecular function: DNA binding. NCBI's taxonomy places the organism in Eukaryota, Viridiplantae, Streptophyta, Magnoliopsida, Lamiales, Oleaceae.